UACUUUUUGUGUGAAAGGUCGGGCACAUUUCUCCCCGGGUCUAUCGUCGUUUAAACUGUAAUGAAUGAAAUUGUAGUUUUUUUUUCAAAUUGAGCACCUACUAUCAACAUUUUGGACCUCUUAAAUCUCCGUGGGUUUGGUUUGAUUGUGUCGAUAAUCUAAUUUCAAGAGCAACGUUUGUGACAUAUUAGCACGAGAUGGCUGGAAUUCUGUUUGAAGAUAUCUUUGAUGUAAAAGACAUCGAUCCAGAUGGCAAGAAAUUUGACAGAGUGUCUCGACUACAUUGUGAAAGUGAAUCUUUCAAGAUGGACCUUAUCUUGGAUGUGAACAUUCAGAUAUACCCUGUUGAUCUUGGUGACAAGUUUAGGCUUGUAAUUGCCAGCACUCUGUACGAGGAUGGAACACCAGAUGAUGGCGAGUACAACCCUCAGGAUGAUCGACCGUCUCGAGCAGACCAGUUUGAGUAUGUGAUGUAUGGAAAGGUGUACAAGAUUGAAGGGGAUGAAACCUCAACAGAAGCGGCUACACGUCUGUCUGCUUAUGUGUCUUAUGGAGGCCUACUUAUGAGGCUGCAGGGAGACGCCAACAACCUUCAUGGCUUUGAAGUGGACUCCAGAGUCUACCUGCUCAUGAAAAAGCUGGCCUUCUGAACACCAUUCUGCUCACACACUGACUGGCAACUAGUGUUAACUUUCUUUGAAGAAACAGUAAAAUUCUCAUACCUCAGUUUGGAGCUCAUGGCAACUUACAGACGGUGAAAGUGGAUUCUGUUGGAAAACCUUUUUUGGAAACAUUUUUUAUUUGUGUCGGUUGAUGAAAAUCUUCCUAUUAAGAUGAAAUGCAGACUGAAGACUUUCAAAGACCUGCUGCCAUCUUAUGCAUAAACAUUGUAAAUAAAUA
This is a messenger RNA of Cyprinodon variegatus (sheepshead minnow), 900 nucleotides long. It is a transcript of the gene polr2h, whose product is annotated as polymerase (RNA) II (DNA directed) polypeptide H. The transcript is spliced from 6 exons. Gene Ontology annotation, molecular function: DNA-directed RNA polymerase activity. Bases 198 to 650 code for a protein of 150 amino acids. The record is from RefSeq and is a predicted model, not a curated record. Gene Ontology annotation, cellular component: RNA polymerase II, core complex; RNA polymerase III complex; RNA polymerase I complex. Lineage: Eukaryota; Metazoa; Chordata; Actinopteri; Cyprinodontiformes; Cyprinodontidae. Gene Ontology annotation, biological process: DNA-templated transcription.